Eremothecium cymbalariae DBVPG#7215 is the source of this 777-nucleotide messenger RNA. It is a transcript of the gene RSM25, whose product is annotated as mitochondrial 37S ribosomal protein mS23. Bases 1 to 777 code for a protein of 258 amino acids. Gene Ontology annotation, cellular component: mitochondrial small ribosomal subunit. Lineage: Eukaryota; Fungi; Ascomycota; Saccharomycetes; Saccharomycetales; Saccharomycetaceae. The record is from RefSeq and is a predicted model, not a curated record. Gene Ontology annotation, molecular function: structural constituent of ribosome. The transcript has a single exon.
AUGAAGAUUCAAACUAAUGCCACUAAUAUUCUGGAACGUACAUCGUCCUUUUUGAGGGUAGGAUUAUUGGCGAGAACGCCGGUAUGGUACGAUGUGAUAGUUAAAUCCCCACCGUCUACUAAAUUUGCGAGACAACCAAAGUUAGUUAAUCCAUCUACAGGUGCGUAUACAGCUAAACUACGUGAAUUUUCAGAUAAUAGAAAUAGUAGUUCUGGUACGUAUAAGACUAGGGCAAAUAAGCAUGAAAAACGAGUAUCCACUUCUGCGGUUUACAGGGCUCCAAAGUUGUAUUACUUCGAGGACAAAUUGAGAUCUUUAUUUUACAAACAGCAUCCUUGGGAGUUAUCGAGACCUAAGAUUCUUGUGGAAAAUCAAGGGGACGAGAAGCAUGAUUGGUCACGUAUACAGCAGCUAGGAAAGCCUCUUGAUGGUGAGUCUGUAGUGCAACGAACGCUAUAUUUAUUGGGUUCUGGAGAACACACUAAUUUGAUAGACGCAUAUGAUCAAGCAAGAUUCGAAUUUUAUCGUUUAAGAAUGCAGCAGGAAUUGGAGGAACAAGUCGCUCAAGAGGAAGCGGGAAUGCUUGGUAGUGUUUUUGGCCCAUCUGCUGUUGAGUUUGGUCUGCGGAAAGAACAGGAAGUUAUUGAUGAUUGGAAGAAAAAGGCGUUAAAGCAAGUUGAACUAAUGUCUGCAAAGAGAAGUGAUCAAUCUGCCAACUGGGGUACCCGAGAAGAUAAUGCGAAUGAUGCUGUAGAGAUAGAAGAGUUGGAGUUAUGA